Daucus carota subsp. sativus is the source of this 2127-nucleotide messenger RNA. RefSeq names its product sulfoquinovosyl transferase SQD2. Gene Ontology annotation, cellular component: chloroplast envelope. The record is from RefSeq and is a predicted model, not a curated record. The transcript has 11 exons. Lineage: Eukaryota; Viridiplantae; Streptophyta; Magnoliopsida; Apiales; Apiaceae. Gene Ontology annotation, biological process: glycolipid biosynthetic process; sulfolipid biosynthetic process. Gene Ontology annotation, molecular function: UDP-sulfoquinovose:DAG sulfoquinovosyltransferase activity. Bases 346 to 1896 code for a protein of 516 amino acids.
CCUCUUAUGUAUGUGGCAUAUAUGAAUCUUGAAUUAUCCAAAAUGACCCCAAGAAGAGCUGCAUCUUCCCAUUGAACCACCAUCAAUGGAAGCUUGGUAGCAUAUACUCUAAGCCCUUAUAGUUUAUUCUCUAUUUUCAAUUUUCACUCAACCUGAAAAGAGAAUAUCCAUUUUAAGACACCCUUCCAUCUCUUCUCUGGGUCCCUGGAAUCUCAUAAUAAUAAUUAGUCUUGACAACAAAUAUUAAUCAAUUUCAACACUCCAACCCCAACUCAUUCUCCUACAAGUAACAACUCAGCUUCGAUAAUUAUAUAUAUAUAGUAGUAUAUAUAAUCAUCAAUCAUUAUGCCUAUUCAGACUUUAUCUAAAAAUCCCACCUUUAGUUUACCCUCUUGUUGUUCUCCAAGUAGUUCUUUCUCAGCUUUGUGUAAUUCAAGAAUUGCUUUGAAGCCUUCUUGUUUUUGUUGUUUUGGAGCAAGACCCAUUAGUUUGUUUAGCAAAAAGAUUCAGUCUUUACAGUCUAGAGGGCAGUUUAGAGGUGUUGAAUUGAGGUGUAGAAAAGGGCUUAAACCCAUUGUUGUGAGAAGCAAAAUGACAAUUUCUGAGAUUAGGGAGGAUGGAGAAGAGGAGAAUCCUCCUCCUUUUGUUGAAUCAGAAAUUAGUAAUAGGCCGCGGCGAAUUGCUCUCUUUGUAGAGCCCUCUCCUUUUGCUUAUGUGUCUGGGUACAAAAAUCGUUUCCAGAAUUUCAUCAAAUAUCUACGUGAAAUGGGUGAUGAGGUGAUGGUUGUGACAACUCAUGAAGGAGUUCCAGAAGAAUUUCAUGGAGCACAGCUGAUAGGAUCACACAGCUUCCCUUGUCCAUGGUAUCAAAAAGUACCACUUUCCCUAGCACUCAGCCCGAGAAUAAUAUCCAAGGUUUCAGAGUUUAAGCCUGAUAUAAUCCAUGCAUCAUCCCCUGGUAUCAUGGUAUUUGGCGCUCUUAUCAUUGCAAAAUUAUUGUCUGUUCCAAUUGUUAUGUCCUAUCAUACACAUGUGCCAGUCUACAUCCCAAGAUACACUUUCAGUUGGCUAGUCCAGCCCAUGUGGUGGGUCAUAAAAUUUCUACAUAGAGCAGCCGAUCUGACACUAGUUCCGUCAGCUGCCAUUGCCAAGGAUCUGCUGACAGCCAGAGUAGCAGCAUCUAAUCAGAUACGCCUCUGGAACAAGGGAGUUGACUCUGAAAGCUUUAAUCCAAAAUAUCGUUCUCAUGAGAUGAGAUUACGUUUGAGCAAUGGUGAACCUGAUAGACCUUUGAUUGUUCACGUUGGGCGCCUAGGAGUGGAGAAGAGUUUGGAUUUCCUGAAAAGGGUCAUGGACAGGCUUCCAGAAGCCCGCAUUGCUUUUAUUGGAGAUGGACCAUAUAGGGCUGAGCUAGAAGAAAUAUUCUCUGGCAUGCCUGCCGUAUUUACCGGGAUGCUACAAGGAGAGGAGCUCUCUCAGGCAUAUGCUAGUGGAGAUGUAUUUAUAAUGCCUUCAGAAUCAGAGACAUUGGGGCUCGUCGUUUUGGAAGCAAUGUCAUCUGGACUUCCUGUCGUGGCAGCCCGGGCUGGGGGAAUUCCAGAUAUCAUUUCUGACGAUCAGCAGGGUAAGACCGGUUAUCUCUACAAUCCCGGAGAUCUCGAAGACUGCUUAAGCAAAUUGGAACCUCUUCUGCAUGAUUCGGUUUUAAGAGAAAGUAUUGGAAAAUCUGCCCGCGAGGAAAUGGAGAAGUAUGACUGGAAGGCAGCCACAGCAAAGAUUCGAAACCAACAGUAUAACGAUGCCAUUUGGUUCUGGAGAAGGAAAAGAGCUCAGCUACUGAGCCCUUUACAGUGGUUUACAAAUAUGUUUCAGUCACCAGAAGCCAAGUACAGGUAAUUCAGGUAAGUGUAUCUAGCCAUAUCUGUGCAGUUAAGUGGUUCACAGCAAGUGUCCGACUCUCUAAUUUGUCGAUUUAUAUAAUGUAGGCCAUAGUAUUUCUCCUGUUAGUACCGCUUUGUAUAUCUGGUCUUGAAUGUGUUGUCAAUGUAAUAAACGUGCGAAAAUCAGCUACAUGUAACAUUCGAUUAUUUGAUUUGUAUGUAAUGUUUGUCAGUAUGGUUCGGAUUA